AUCGCGGCGGCGGCGGCUAGACGGACUCGGAGCUGGGAGCCCGGAGCGAGCAGCAGCGUCUCGGCGCCCGCUCGACGCCGCGCUAACCUCGAAGAUGCAUUUCAUUUUCUCCAAUGAGGUGGUGCUUCUGUUUGAUUUCUGGAGCGUCCACAGUCCUGCAGGUGUACCUGGAGGGUGACGUCAGAUCGGGAGAAUCUGCAGAGACAGGAGGCUGUGGUCCAGACGAAGGCUUGUAUCGUCAGCGAGUGUCCCUGGAAAGCUAUGGAGGAAAACGCUGCCGGGAGACGACUGGGGCAUGGCCCUGUCCGUGCUGGUGGUCCUGUUCCUGGCUGUGCUGUACGAGAGCAUCAAGGUCGGCAAAGCCAAGCUGCUGCACCAGGCUGUCGUGAGCAUGUCCGUCCUCUCCAGCCAGCGGCUCGUUCAAGAGACAGACCAGGAUUCCUCAGCCUCCGACUCAGGCCCGGCCGGCAGAGCCCGCCUCAGGUGGUUUUUCUGUCACUUUGGCCAGUCUCUAAUCCACGUCGUUCAGGUGGUCAUAGGCUACUUCAUGAUGCUGGCGGUCAUGUCCUACAACACCUGGAUUUUCUUCGGCGUGAUCCUUGGCUCUGCUGUAGGAUACUACCUAGCCUACCCUCUUCUCAGCAUGGUUUAGCUGGUGAGGGCACCGAGGGCUAGAGAGAGCUGGGGCGCCCUCUUCCAGACAUUGAACUUCCAGCCCCAUGUCUCCUGUUCCUUCUGAUGGCUGUUCCCCGCCUCGCUCCCAGCUCUUGGAGGCUUCCGGCUGAAGCCAGCACUUGCUGCCUAGAGUCCAGAGGCCAUUGCAGCUCCCUCUGUCCUCAGCCAGCAUGCACAGGGCCCGGACACGGGCGUUUUGUGCCUUAGUAAGGCUUCUGUGACCUGAGGGAGAGUAGAGAGCCCAGAACCUGGGGACAGGGUUGCUGAGCCUGUGAUGACUUAUCCUGUGACUCAAAAAUUAAGCAUUUCCAAAGAUCUUCAAGACAGGGAGAUGGGCUCUGGGUGACGAAGGGCACGGGAGCCGGAUACCUUCUGCCCUCGUGAUCUGUGCCUUCUGUAGAGGGGCGUCUGCCACCGGACGUCCCGACCGCUUCUGUCUCCGAGGGACGACGGAGACCAUACUGCCUCCUCCUCCUCACCUUUCUGCCUUUGGGACACAUAAAGAUUGUCCCCUUCUGUGGAUCAUGAUAACAAACUAAGAUUUUUCAUUUUUUCCCAUUGAACCCCUGGUUGGCAGUUUUGCACACUAAUAAGGACAAAAUUUUUCAUGAGAUGAUUUCAUGCUCUUCACGACGGAUAGCAAUUUCUGCUGGGCACGUUUUCCCUUUCUUGUGGGGAGAGUAAGUGACUGCAGAUUAAAGGCAGAGGAGCAGAACUUAUCAAGGUUCCUCAUGUAGCCUCUGGAUAGCAAGCUUCUCCCAUCAGAGAGCACUGUCCAUGGGAGGAAGCCAGUCUAAGGGCUUGAGGUGUCUGGGGUGGCUCUCCGUGGCUCCAAUGCCCCCCUUUAUCCUGACCCUUCUUUUAUGCAUCACAGAGAACUGCACUGAAUAUUCAAUACGUCAUGUUCUCUAUUUAGUACCACCUGCUCGGCCAUAAUCACCUGGUGGGGAAACGUGAUUUCAUUCACUUGCAGUGCUGGGUAAGCCGCGGGGGGUGCUGACCGAAGAUGCAAUAAGCAGUCAAACCAAAGCAUUAUCUGUAGACUUAGGUGGGGCUCUCCAGAUAGUUUACUUUACAGAAAAGGAAACCAGAGACCCAGGGAGGGACAGUCACUGCUGUAUACUGUAAUGUCUGCACUCCAGUACUUCACGGGCACAUGAACCAUGGUCUUACGCUUUGGGAAUUAAAAAAGAAACAUACAUGUUAAUAAAUACAUAUAUUUUAAGCA
Molecule: messenger RNA, 1903 nt
Organism: Suricata suricatta (meerkat)
Lineage: Eukaryota; Metazoa; Chordata; Mammalia; Carnivora; Herpestidae
Gene: SLC31A2
Product: solute carrier family 31 member 2
Exons: 5
Coding region: 296-652 (118 amino acids)
Biological process (GO): copper ion transmembrane transport
Cellular component (GO): membrane
Molecular function (GO): copper ion transmembrane transporter activity
Source: RefSeq, a predicted model, not a curated record